AGCCACCCCAAACUCUCUUUCUUCGAUCCUCCACUCCCACUCCCACUCCCACUCCCACUCCCACUCCCACUCCCCAUUGUAUCCCCAUCGCAUCUCCAUCCCCAUCCCCCCUCUUUGCCAUUCGAUUUCCUGAUCAUGAUCCUAACAUGAUUUGACGAUCAUGCGUCUUCUCCUCCUUGCCUCCCUCCUCUCUGCGGCAAGCACCAUCUGCAACGCUCAAUACCCACCCGAUGCCUCGUCCACCUUGACCACCAUCCGCUCUCCCGUCGACGGCAACAUCACCAUCUCCUACAAAACACCUCCAAUUGGCACAUGCCAGACGGCUUUUCCCAAGCAGCAGCAGUACACGGGAUGGGUACAUAUUCCAGGCGCAUACGCGACCAAUACCUUCUUCUGGUUCAUCGGUGGUCGUGACCCCACCGAGAAGCUCACCAUAUGGCUGAAUGGCGGGCCAGGGUCGAGCUCCAUGAUCGGUCUGUUCAAUGAGAAUGGUCCUUGCGAGGUGGUUCAGUCGGCUCAGGGCAAGUUUGCGACCAAGGCGAGAGAUUGGGGCUGGGAUCGAGGCUCGAAUAUCCUCUAUAUUGAUCAGGUACGUUCGCUUGCGACUUGGUCAUGUUUUGGUUGCGCAAAUAUCAACUGUACUUGGAGGUCAUGUCAUCGCGCAACGACCGGCGCAGCACAGCGCAUUGUAUUUCCACUACUAUGGAUAGAAACCAGCUAACAAUGACAUUGACAGCCAAAUCAAGUCGGCUUUUCUUACGACACGCCUACGAAUGGCUCCUUGGAUCUGAUGACGUCGAAGCUAUACACUCCUUCUCAAGUCCUUCCAAACUCGCAACCAGCCUCCACAUUCAUGAAUGGCACAUUCAGUUCUCUCAACCGGAACAACACCUCCAACACAACCGAGUUGGCGGGUAUGGCAAUUUGGCAUAUGCUUCAAGGAUUUCUGGGUGCCUUUCCCCAAUACAUGCCGAAUAGCACAUCCGUUGGGGUACAUUUGUUCGCAGAGAGUUACGGAGGGAAAUACGGUCCAGCAUUUGCGACCCUUUGGACGGAACAAAAUCGAAAGAGACUCAAUGGAUCUCUGUCGUUGAACGGCACGAUUGAUAUCAAACUUGCGUCGCUGGGAAUCGUCAACGGGUGUGUCGAUGAUCUGAUACAAGCUCCCUAUUACCCGGCUUUUGCUGUUAACAACACUUUUGGCGUCACGGCCAUCAAUCCUACCCGAGCUGAAUUAGCUUCCGCAAGUUUUUCAUCGAGAGGCGGAUGUCGCGAUCAGAUCAACAAUUGUAGAGCUGCGGUCUUGGCCCAAGAUCCUGAUAAUAACGGAGACGUGGAGAUUGUGAACAAGUUAUGCUCUGCUGCUUACAGUAGUUGUACUGUGAAUGUCAUGGAGCCAUACAUGGACGCUGGGCGCAGUGUCUACGAUAUAUCUCACCUCCUUCCGGACUCAUUUCCGUCCAGCACGUAUCUGGAUUAUUUGAAUACCCCCGAGUUUCUCGCUGCCAUUGGAUCACCGGUCAAUUACACGGAAACGAACUACCAAGUCGUUGAUGCUUUCACGUCUACAGGAGACUAUGAGCGAGAGUCAUUGGUCCCCAGUCUGUCUGCACUGCUCCGCCAAGGCAUCCGCGUUGGUCUUAUGUAUGGGGAUCUGGAUUAUAUUUGCAAUUGGAUGGGCGGGGAAGCCAUUUCUCUAGCUGUCGCCGCACAAACUUCUGCGUCAUACGCCUCUCGUUUUCCAGCUGCUGGAUACGCACCUAUUAUAACAAACGCGACAUACAUUGGUGGGGUUGUUCGACAAUACGGAAACCUGUCAUUCAGUCGCAUCUACGAUGCUGGUCAUACCAUCCCAUCUUCCCAGCCAGAAACGGCAUUUGAAGUCUUCGCCCGAAUCAUCACGGGUACUUCGGUUUCAACCGGGGAAAUCAUCAAUCCAUCUGUUUUCAACACUACGGGUCCUUUAAACACAACCGUCACUGCAAGUUUACCACCAUCACCUGCGGCGACUUGUUUCCUUCGGAAUAUCGGACAGACUUGUAACGAAAAUCAGAGAAACAUGAUAUUAGGCGGAAAGGGUGCUAUUAUCAAUGGCGUUUUGUACAGUGAUUCAGCAGACUGGAGCUCAGCAAUUUCCUCAGCAUCGGCCUCGAAUCCCUCUACGGCCACUGUGUCGGUCACAACGACUCAAGUUUUGACUGGACAAUUCACGGCGACGGCCACACCAAGUCCGACGAAGAAGUCGUCGGGUAUUCCUUCUUUGUCUUUACAAAAUUCGGCCAUUGGGUAUUAUGUCUUGGGAGUUUUGGCGUACUCGUUUUGGUGAAGUAAUGAAGGGUACAUGCAUUUAAAAAAGGGAGAAGAACGUUGAAACCCUGUAUAUCGAAGGGGCAUAAUGCGAUGGACAUACGCCUUUGUGUGAUUAUUAAAAAAAGCAAGUUGCUUUAAAAUACCAUUACGGAAGAACAGAACACAUAAUCAAAGAAUGGAAAGUCGUCGGGAUAUCCAGCCUGGAUUUCUGGCGAGUAAGAGCAUUGAUGGCGCUACUGAGGGUUUUGCUAUCAGGGACAAGAGGAAAAAGACAUGAGUAAUUGUUAGAUCAUGUUGGGAUGGUAAUGCAACGAGUAAAGUAAUAUGCUGGGGGCUUCAGGAAUUUGGUUGUUGUUUUUUCUUGCAUUAUACCCAUUGAUGCUUUUCUUUUUUUUGGCUGGCAGAAUUAGAACGAGCAAGCUUUUUUUCUUUC
Molecule: messenger RNA, 2743 nt
Organism: Hymenoscyphus albidus
Lineage: Eukaryota; Fungi; Ascomycota; Leotiomycetes; Helotiales; Helotiaceae
Source: the annotation of a GenBank genome assembly